Messenger RNA from Sardina pilchardus (European sardine), 6187 nucleotides. It is a transcript of the gene ccdc30, whose product is annotated as coiled-coil domain containing 30. Lineage: Eukaryota; Metazoa; Chordata; Actinopteri; Clupeiformes; Clupeidae. The record is from RefSeq and is a predicted model, not a curated record. The transcript has 27 exons. The coding region runs from base 749 to 4438 and encodes 1229 amino acids.
GUCGUUAGCCUGCUAGCCAGACUGGCAGAUGUCUGGCUAAAUGGUGUAUUUUGUGUCUUGGCGUUUGUUAACAAGAUAGCUCUAACUAACCAUUGUCAUGGCUGUCAAUAUAAAACACAGCUUGGAAUAUUAUUUUAAACACCAGCAGGCGUAAAUGAGAUGGUUGCUUGUUAGCUACCCUGGUAUCUUAUGGCUAGUGGGAUUACUAUGACGCCCUUAAGAUAGUAACGUUAGUUAGUGAACAAUCAGCAAAAAGUUAUUUUUCUUCUUCCAAGUUGCCCCGCGGAUUGUUAACUUCUAAACUGAUAUGUAUCUCGCUGGAAACUGUUCCAAAAACAUGUGUACUUGCAUGAUUUAGCCAUGUGUGGUGACAUGUUCAACUGAAUCAUUUUUGCCUGUUUCCAACAAGGGCACCUAUCCUACUACGUUAGUUGAUAGACCUGUCAGUUGUGCCUUUCAGAAUUGUUUGGAGAUAUGGUCUUGGCAUGGUUUUUAGUUAUCGAGUCACUUAGUUGAGCCUGUAGCCUCGAGACAUUUGUUUAUCGUCUGAUCCACUCUACUGCACUUGUGUGGUGCAAACUGUGGCUUUACUAUGGGGAUCAGAUAUCCGUUCAUAAGUUCUGCUGCACUUCAAAGCGAGCCUAGCUUUGAUCCACUCGCCUGGGUUACCAAGACAUUCAACCAAAGAACAGUGUGGAAUGAUGUAAUUAUUUGGAACUUCAGCCUUUGCCGUUAAGAGGAUCUGAACAUGGAGGGGGAAACGGAGGUUGUGGAGGAGAUAGCCUCUCGCCUACAGCAGGAUGGUGUAUCUUCUGACGCCUCCCCCGAACAGAGGCUGUGCCACUUGUGGCAGGUGCUAGUGAGGAGUGAGGGGGAGCUGAAGACCCUACGCACACAGCAGGCCACUGAGAUGAAGGAGGUGGAGAAUUAUGUCGAGCACAUCCGCAACUUGCUGGAGGAGCGUGAGUCCCUUACAGCGGAGUAUGAACGUGAGAACGACCAGCUCCGCGCUGAGCUUGCCCAGAUGAAGCACCAGCUAGACUCCCAGCGCAAAGAGGUGGUGGAGAUGCUGGAGCAGGAGGGCCUGGCGGAGAUCAGCCAGAGCAGCUCCAGCGAGCAGGUGGCCUACAUGCUGGUGGAGAGAGCCACGCUCCUGGAGCGCCUGGAGGCUGCCGAGAGGAAGCUGGACACCCAGACCCUCACGGACAACCUCAGGGAGGUCCAUCUACAGGAGGAGCUAGAUCGCAUCCGACACUCCAUGGGGGAGGACAUGAGGCAGCAGCAGCAAGAUAGCGUCCAGUGUGCUAAAGAGGGCAUGGAUAAGGAACAACAGUCACAAGGUCACAGCCCCUGGAGGAAGCUGUUUGGAGUGCGCAAGGCGACACAGAGGGCACACAUUCGUGCCAGUGUCCAGAGUGAGGAGUUGCUGAAGCAGAGGGAAGAGCAGCAGAGACUGGAGAGGGAUCUGGAGGAAGCUUCCAGACGCCUCACCAUGGCACACAAGGAGAUCCGCCAUCUCACCGACGACCUGGACUCUUUACGGAAAAACGAGGGCUACUGCGAUACGGCGGAGCUGCACAGGACCAAAGAGCAAAAUGAAAGGCUGAAUGAGGAGAUCCGAGCACUCAGGACGCGUGUCCGCUGCCUGGACAGUGAACGGAAAGGCCUUCUGGAGAUGAUUGAAGCGUCAAAGGCAACUUCAACAAGUCAUGAACCCAAAGUCUCAGCAGGUCACUCUCCCCUGCAUCUUGGACAGGGCCGUGAUGCAAAUCGAUUGAAUGGUUCCAUGGCAGAAGCUGAAGACCAGGAAGUUCAUAAAAGGUGUCGGCGGGAGUCGGAGGACCAGGAGUGCCGUCUGCGGGAGGCGCAGCGGCGGCUGCAGAAGCUGCAGGGGGAGCACGAGGAGCUGGUGGAGAGGAACGAGGAGCUGGAGGCCCUCCUCGGGGAGGAGCAGAACGCCAGCAAGGAGGAGCGCGAGCGGCACGAGGGCGAGGUGGAGGGCCUCAGGAGGAAGAUCAAAAGCAUGGAGGCAGAACUGAAGAAGAAGCCAACGAUAACAGCCCUGGCCCCUGCAAAUGAUAGAAGUGUGAACACACAGCAGCAGAUCGAUGCCUUUGGGGACAGGGUGGCCUUCCUGGAGAGCCGGCUGGAGGAGGAGAAGUCAUGGAGAAAGCAGCUUGAGGCAGACCUGACUAUGGCCCAGACGGCCCUCAGGAAAGACAAAGAGAUCCUUAAUAGGGAUCAGGAAGAGUUGAAGGCCUUGAGGCCAGAGGUGCAGUCACUACGAGCCGAGUGUCAGCAAGCCAAAGCACUCAGCAACACACUGGUGCAAGUAAAAGGGGAGAAGGGAGUCCUCGAGGAGAAGGUGGCACAGUUGGAACGUGCUCAGGCUCGACUUAAGAGCGACUUGGCUUUCCAGGCAGAGAACAGCCCGGCCCAGAAGGACCUGAGAGAGAGCUGGGGUCAGGUGUCUGAGCUCACGGCUCAGGUGGAGCGGGUGAAGGCAGAGCUGUCCACUCUGGACAAGGAGCACAGAGCACUCAAAAGUGAGAUGGCUGAGAGGAACCGGCAGGUGCUGGAGCUCCAGAGGCAGCUGAGUGAGGAGACGCAGCUGCGCUUACAGGCCGAGGGGGAGAGGCAGCGGCUGGGCCUGGAGCUGCAGCACGUCAGGGACCAGCAGCAGCACCACCAGCAGCACCAGCAGCACCAACAGCACCAGCAGCAGCUGGUUUGGCUGGAGGGGAGGAGGCCGAAGCCAGAGGGGGAACCCAGACCAAUGGCCACCUCUGGGGCCCGUCUACAGGAGGAGGGGGACAGUCAGCUGGCGUCUCUGAAACUGGAGAUGCGUCGGCUGCACUCUGCGCUGGACGAGGAGAGAGAGCUGGCCAGCCAACACCAGCUGGCUCUGCAGGCUCAGAUCAGUGAGGCACAUGCCCGAUCAAAGUCCCAAGAUUCGGUUCUACAGCAGAAAACGGAGGAGAACAAGCAGCUGAAGCAGGACCUGGCCCGCACCCAGAACCUCUUCACCUCAGCUGAGCGUGAGCUGCGCUACGAGAGGGAGAAGAACCUGGACCUCAAGAAGCACAACGCUCUGCUGGAACAGGAGAAGCUCAAGGUGUGUGCGGAGCUGAGGCAGGCCCAGGCCAAGCGCAGCCAUCUGGAGCAGAGCGAGCAGGAGCAGGUGGCCCAGCUGGAGCGGCUGCAGCAGAAGAGCCGCGAGCUGGAGCUCCAGCUGGCACGCAGCGCCCAGAGCCGCCAUUCCACCAGCAGCCUGCAGGAGGAGCUGUGCGCUGAGAGGAGCCGCCUCAUCACCGCUGACAAGAAGGUUCUGGAGCUGCAGCAGCACCUGAAGAGCACCCUUCACCAGCUCCGCCUGGAGGAGGCCCGAGCCGGAGAGACGUCCAAGCUGGAGAGGGAGAGCAGGGACCUGGCCGACAGCCUGUCCGCCAUCAGGGCCAAGCUCCAGGAGGAGCAGCUGCAGAGGAAGUUGCUGGAGCAGAGGGAAGAAGAGCUCCAGCAACAGAUCCGCGCCCUGAGAGCCAAAGAGGCGUCUCUGAGUCGCUCUAACUCCGAGCUGACUCACCGGCUGCAGCAGCUGGACACCCGCCUCCUGGUCCUGGAGAGUGAGCAGACCGCUGCCAGAGGGGAACGGCGCGUGGCUGAGCAGGCGUGCCGCGAUCUGAAGGAGCAGCUGGCGUCCAGUCAGCAGGAGUCCGAGAGGCUGCAGGAGGAGCUGCAGCAGGCCAUGCUCCAGCUCGACUCACACAUCCGGAAGUACAACGAGAAGCAGUGCCAAUACAAAUCCAAGCUGCGCAAAGCCAAGCAGGUGUACACGAGGGCAACCACACAUCGGGACGGAGUCAUUCACAAGCUUGAGAAUGACCUCAUCAUCGCCAACAGUCUAUCUGAGAGAGAACAGGGCCGUGUGAGGAAGGUGAUGGAGGAGAACGAGAAGCUGCUGCUGGAGAGGAGGGAGCUGCUGCAGCGGGUCACCGAGGCCGAGGAGAUGGGCACCGACGGCCUCCGCACCGCCACCAGCGUCCAGCAGAGGGUGAACAUUCUGGAGGUGGAGAACCGGCAGCUGCAGGAGAAGACGUUACGACUGGCCCAUCAGGUGGGGGUGCUCGAGCGUGGCCUGAGGAACAUCCACUCCACCUGCAGUACGGAGGAUUUGAAGAAAAUGCUUCCUUCGGACUAUGAUGGAUUUCUCCAGAAUUCUGGCUCAAGUGCAAAAUUGGUUGUGGGUGACCCUCUGAGCAUCCUGGACUCCAUCCGCAGAGUGAAGAUGGGGGAGCACCUGGAGAGUCUCAAGUCCUCCUUCUCCGUGGCCCUCUCCCAGCCCUCUGAGCUCAGCUACCUGAACGUGACGUCCCCUGAAGGGGCCCAUGCUACCAGGGACCAGGAGGACAGUAUCAGUGUGGCCAGUGACGAAGCCUGAAACGCUUCUAGCGCUUUUGGAGACGCUGACCAGUCCAUCCACAGUACAUGUGGCUCGUGACAAAGGAUGUGCCAUAGUGCGUCAUCUAAUGCUGAUGAGAAUUUGUCAUCCCACAAUGAUAUCAAUGUAGUGGACUGCAUGUUCCCAUAUGCGCCAACAUGGGCAGCUUGCAUUCUAGAACAAGAAUGACAGAAGGCGGAGUGCAAACAGUCGGCGUGAAAAAAACAGCCGGUCGUUGACAAAGCUUCUUUGGAUCAAUGUUUGUCAUUACAAAGCCCUAUGUUGAUCUGACUUGUGGCCAAGAAGAUCGUGGUGAAUGAAUGGGAACUUUUUUCAUUUUAUCAUUUACAUAUUGCAAAAACGUGAAAUAUUGUGAUAUAUUUAUAAGUUGUUGCUUCUGAAAGAUGCCACACUGUUUGUCACCUUUUAAAAGGUAGGCUAGUUCAGCUUUGAUAUACAUGGGAAUAAUGUGCAUCAGCAUGAAUCCAAGUGGUUUUGGGAGAUUACUGGGUGUGAUUCACAUACGGGAGUUAUGUAUGUGUUUAUGGAUGGCUCAGAGAUGUGUCUGUCCUAUCCUUGCAAGGCGGUAUCAGUACACUACAUGCCAGACACCUUAUGGAACAAAGGGUGGUUUUUUUAGAUAAUCAAAAUAGACUGGAUAAGGCCUCCUCUACCUUGGUGCUUGGAGCUGUGGUUAUCCUACUUGCAUCGCACAGCAUUUCCAGUCAUGCGUCAUGGUUUCUGGUGGCUUGCUUCCUUCCUGCUCUGAGCUUUUCUCUGUCGCUAAGGCCAAGCUUUUGUGUUUGAUUCCAGCAGUUUACACCCACUGCCUGGGCCUUUGAAUCAUAUGCUAGUAAUAAACUCAAAGAAUGCCUUAUUUAGGAAAGGGAACGUUUGCUACCAGGGGAAGACUUUCCUACAAAACCAAGAACAAAACCAUUUCACUGUGGUAUUACUCUAUUUUGGUUGCUUUUGAGACAAUCUGAAAGAGGAGAGAGAGAGAAAAAAAAGCACUUUUUUUUUAGCUAGAGAUUAUAUUUGUAUGUUAAGGAAUUUGGGUGGAAUGUGUUAAUGUUGUACAUAUGGCAGUGCAAACGAUUCAGCUGUAUCUACCUUCUGUAUUGCCUAAGACACUCAUGCAGUUAAAUGCCAUUUACAAACACUAUAGGGCCUAUGAAUGAAGUGCAUGGAGGUAGUACAUGUCCCUCCUGCUAAGUUCUAAGGAAGUUAACAGGACAUGAGAAGUAUAUUAGCUAAUCAUGUUAAGGGAGCGGUAGCCAGAAUACAGCCACGUGCUCUAACCACAGUGCAGGGCUUUCACAAGGCAAACAGGAAGGCUUACCUUCACUGACCAUGCUUGUGUUGAAAUAACUGAAAAUCUUCACUGCAGUUUUGUAGGGAGAUGUUUUCCAUCUCUCUGGCGCAUUCUUUUCUUUAAUGGUUAUAACCACUAUGUUACUCGUGCGUGUUUACCAUGAUCAUUUUCAUGCCAAUAUAUUCAAACGUAUUGAGUGACUUUCAUAAGUUCGAUAGACUUUGUAUGGUGUUUUUUCACAGAAUACUGAAAGUAAGAAAACAAGUUGCAUCAUUGGGAGAUAUACUGAUGUUUUGUUACAUUUGAGUUAGACAAUAUGAGUUAGUCACAUUUGAGAUUGUAAUAUCGUGUGUGUGUGUGUGUGUGUGUGUGUGUGUGUGUGUGUGUGUGUGUGUGUGUGUGUGUGUGUGUGUGUGUGUGUGUGUGUGUGUGUG